GGUGCUCGCGGGGCUCCCGCUUCUAGAGGGUCUCGUCCCGGGGCUGGCAAGACCAUGGCGACGGAGUCAGAGCCCCUUCUGAGUCGGGCCCAUGGCAGCGAGUACCCGCCGGGGUCUCUCUCAUGUCGCGGCGUCCAGGUCGGCCCUGCUGCCACAGCCAGGCACGACCUCUGCAUAGACCAGGCUGUGGUCUUCAUUGAAGAUGCCAUCCAGUACCGCUCCAUCUACCACCGCAUGGAUGCCAGCUCUAUGUGGCUUUACCGGCUGUAUUACUCCCGCGCGUGCCAACGGGCCCUGGGCUUUGCCAUUUUCUUGAUCCUGGCCUUAGCUUUUCUGGAGACCCCAUCUUCAUUUACGAGGACCUCAGACGUGCGCUACCGCUCCCCACCCUGGCAGCCGCCGUGCGGCCUGACUGAGUCCCUGGAGGCGCUCUGCCUGCUGGUCUUCCUGGCCGAUGUCUCUGUGAAGUGCUACCUGGUCGGGCGGGCCCAGUUUCAGAAGAACCUAUGGUUGCUGGCCUACCUCGUGGUGCUAAUCGUGUCCUUUGUGGACUGGUCUGUGUCCCUGAGCCUCUCUUGUCAGGAGCCCCUGCGCGUGCGCCGCCUGCUCCGUCCCUUCUUCCUGCUGCAGAACUCCUCCAUGAUGAAGAAGACCCUGAAGUGUAUCCAGUGGUCGCUGCCACAGAUGGCCAGCGUCGGGCUGCUGCUCACCCUGCACCUGUGUGUCUUCACCAUGUUUGGAAUGCUGCUCUUCACUGUGGGCGAGAAGGACGAAGUGCAGGACAAGGAGAGGCUGGCUUACUUCCGGAACCUGCCAGAGGCGCUCACCUCUCUCCUGGUACUGCUGACCACUGCCAACAACCCUGACGUGAUGAUUCCUGCGUAUUCCAAGAACCGAGCCUAUGCCAUCUUUUUCAUAGUCUUCACCCUGAUAGGAAGCUUGUUUCUGAUGAACCUGCUGACAGCCAUCAUCUACAAUCAGUUCCGUGGCUAUCUGAUGAAGUCCCUGCAGACCUCCCUGUUGCGGCGGCGGCUGGGGACUCGCGCGGCCUAUGAAGUUCUCUCCUUCGUGGCCCGACAGGCUGGAGACACCCCUGAGGCAGUUGGGGUCAAGCCCCAAGACCUGCUGCAGGUGCUUCAGAAAGCCGAGCUGGGCAGCUCCCACAGACAAGCCAUCAUGGAGAAGGUGCACGCCUAUGACGGCCGCCCGCUGUUGGCUGUGGAAUUCCAGAAACUCUUUGAUGAGGUCGAUAAGAGUGUGAUCAGAGAGCACCCGCCGCGGCCCCAGUACCAGUCUCCUUUCCUGCAGACCGCCCAGUUCCUCUUCAGCCACUCCUACUUUGAGUACCUGGGGAACCUCGUCGCCCUGGGGAACCUUGUGACCAUCUGUGUAUUCCUGGUGCUGGACGCGGACCUACUGCCCAGGGACCGUGACGACUUUGUCCUGGGGAUUCUCAACUACGUCUUCAUCCUGUACUACCUGCUGGAAUUGCUGCUCAAGGUCUUUGCGCUGGGCCCGAGGGGCUACCUGUCCUACCCCAGCAACGUGUUUGAUGGCCUCCUUACCAUAGUCCUGCUGGUUUUGGAGAUCUCCACGCUGGCUGUGUACCGAUUCCCACACCCAGGCUGGAAGCCCGAGAUGCUGGGCCUGCUGUCGCUGUGGGACAUGACGCGGCUGGUGAACAUGUUCAUUGUCUUCCGCUUCCUCCGCAUCAUCCCCAACAUGAAGCCAACGGCUAUGGUGGCCAGCACCAUCGUUGUCCUGGUCCAGAACCUGCGGGCAUUUGGUGGGAUCUUGUUGGUGGUGUACUAUGUGUUUGCCAUCGUUGGAAUCAGCUUGUUCCAAGGCACUAUUGUCGCUCCUCCUGGAAACAGCAGCCUGGGCCCUGCCAACAGCUCUGCACCCUGUGGAAGCUUUGAGCAGCUCGAGUACUGGGCCAACAACUUCGAUGACUUUGCUGCUGCCCUGAUCACGCUGUGGAACGUGAUGGUGGUGAACAACUGGCAGGUGUUCCUGGACGCGUAUCGGCGCCACGCAGGCCCGUGGUCAAAGGUCUACUUCGUACUGUGGUGGCUGGUGUCCUCUGUCAUCUGGGUCAACCUGUUUCUGGCUCUGCUUCUAGAGAACUUCUUCCACUGGUGGGACAAGCAGCCUGUUGCUGAGAUGCAGGAGACCACCUACCAGAUGUCCGUGGAGCUCAUGUUCAGGGACACCCUGGAGGAGCCUAAGGAGGAGGAGCUGAUGGAGAGGCUGCGCCGGCACCCACACCUGCAGCUCUGCAGGUGACACCAGGCUGCCUCCUGGCCAGAGUGGCAGGACAGAUGCUGGCCAGGGGCCUACCCUAGCCAUGGAGGCAACAGCCACACAGGGAGAGACGAUGCCCGCGAUGGACCACUGCACAGGGACCAGUGGGGGCUGAGACGGGCUCAGGCCCUGUUGCUCCGCAGGGCCUGCUGUGUGGGUCUCUGUGGCCCGAGCCUCCGCAGGAGGGUGGCAGCACUUCAGGACAGGGUCCCUAGUGCGCCGCUCUUCUGGGCUGCUCCCGAGGCCGAGGAGGGUGAGUGUUCAGGGACCUCCAGUGCUGCACUUUCUCCAUGCCUUUGCUGGCGGUGGCUCUGGGGACCGUAGCCCAGCGCAGGUGAACUGCAGGUGUCUGGGGCAUUGAGGUUGUUUGCUGGAGGUUUUAGAAGAAUGUUGCCUGUGUUUUACCACUCCA
Messenger RNA from Jaculus jaculus (lesser Egyptian jerboa), 2716 nucleotides. It is a transcript of the gene Tpcn2, whose product is annotated as two pore segment channel 2. Gene Ontology annotation, biological process: transmembrane transport; monoatomic ion transport. Bases 55 to 2286 code for a protein of 743 amino acids. The record is from RefSeq and is a predicted model, not a curated record. Gene Ontology annotation, cellular component: lysosomal membrane. Lineage: Eukaryota; Metazoa; Chordata; Mammalia; Rodentia; Dipodidae. Gene Ontology annotation, molecular function: voltage-gated channel activity; monoatomic ion channel activity. The transcript has 25 exons.